GUCAGGUGUGCGUCAGGGUACUCUGAACAUGGAGAACUGCGUUUUGCAGUGUGAGACGACGGGAGUGAUCGUCCGAACAUCCGCCCAUCUCACCAUGAACAUGUGUGACCUCUACGGCUCCAAGGGUGCCGGUGUGGAGAUUUACCCCGGCAGUGUUUGCAGUCUGGUUGGUAACGGCAUCCAUCACUGUAAAGACGGGAUCCUCAUCAAGGACUUUGCUGAUGAGCUGGAUGGGAUGCCAUCAAUCACCAUGGAGAACAAUGUGAUCCACAACAAUGAAGGCUACGGAGUGAUUCUGGUGAAACCCAACAACGGGGAAACACACGAAGUUCCUCAGGACAGAAGUGGAG
Messenger RNA from Plectropomus leopardus (leopard coralgrouper), 350 nucleotides. The record is from RefSeq and is a predicted model, not a curated record. Lineage: Eukaryota; Metazoa; Chordata; Actinopteri; Perciformes; Serranidae.